UCGAGAAAAGGAAAUGGCGAAGGUACCGGCCGACGUGGAAAAGAGGACGCAUCUGCAACUGGAAGCCAAUCGCGUGACAAACGCGUCGCUGGAGAGCACGAGGCGGUCGGCGGCGAUGUGCGAGGAGAGCUUGGGCGCGGGGGCCAAGACACAGGUCGCGCUACAUCGGCAGGGGGACCAACUUGACGAAGUGGGACACUCGAUGAUGCAGAUCGACGUGGGUUUGAGGGAGGCGAGUGGGAACCUGGAUGAGAUGCGGCGGUGCUGCUGCCUCUGCACGCUGCCGUGCUGGAAGGCGUCGCAGUUCGAGGAGGCCUGUGCGUCGAAAAGCGGCGGGGACGGGAAGGUGGUCGAGCGGCAACCGCAGCGGCUCCCGCCACCCCAAGUCACCUCCGGCUACAUCCCCAGGCUGACGGACGACGCAAGGGAGGACGAGAUGGAGGCAAACUUGCAGCAGAUCUCUCAGAUCAUCGGGAAUAUGCGCAACAUGGCCCUCGACAUCGGUGAAGAGGUCAAGGCCCAGGAAGCGCAAGUGACCAAAAUCACCUGCAUUGCCGAAUCCAACGAAACUCACCUGAAGCAUGAAAUGGCGAAGUCUCUGUCUGCCCUGGAAACGAGGACUCAUCUGCAACUAGAAGCCGAUCGCGUGACAAACGCGUCGCUGGAGAGCACGAGGCGGUCGGCGGCGAUGUGCGAGGAGAGCUUGGGCGCGGGGGCCAAGACACAGGUCGCGCUACAUCGGCAGGGGGACCAACUUAACGAAGUCGGACACUCGAUGAUGCAGAUCGACAUGGGUGUGAGGGAGGCGAGUGGGAACCUGGAUGAGAUGCGGCGGUGCUGCUGCCUCUGCACGCUGCCGUGCUGGAAGGCGUCGCAGUUCGAAGAGGCCGGUGUGUGGAAGAGCGGCGGGAACGGGAAUGUGGUCGGGCGACAGCCGAAGAGGCUCCCGCCACCCCAAGUCACCUCCGGCUACAUCCCCAGGCUGACGGACGACGCAAGGGAGGACGAGAUGGAGGCAAACGUGCAACGGAUCUCCCAGAUAAUCGGGAAUAUGCGCGCCAUGGCCCUCGACAUCGGCUACGAGGUCGAGACCCAGGAAGUACAGAUGACCAAAAUCGCCGGCAUUGCUGAGUCCAAUGAAAUUCAACUGAAGCAUGUCAAUCAACUGGCAAGCAAAAUCAUGAAAUUG
This is a messenger RNA of Darwinula stevensoni, 1189 nucleotides long. The record is from the annotation of a GenBank genome assembly. Lineage: Eukaryota; Metazoa; Arthropoda; Ostracoda; Podocopida; Darwinulidae.